Neopsephotus bourkii (Bourke's parrot) is the source of this 1655-nucleotide messenger RNA. Its product is annotated as histidine--tRNA ligase, cytoplasmic-like. Gene Ontology annotation, molecular function: ATP binding; histidine-tRNA ligase activity; identical protein binding. The record is from RefSeq and is a predicted model, not a curated record. NCBI's taxonomy places the organism in Eukaryota, Metazoa, Chordata, Aves, Psittaciformes, Psittacidae. Gene Ontology annotation, cellular component: cytoplasm; mitochondrion. Gene Ontology annotation, biological process: mitochondrial translation; histidyl-tRNA aminoacylation. The transcript is spliced from 12 exons. Bases 39 to 1544 code for a protein of 501 amino acids.
ACGUGGCUCCGCUGUUUCCGGUCUCCUCGGGACCGGCCAUGCUGCGGCUGGUGCCGCUCGGCGCCGGGUGGCUGCUACCCGUGGGCCCCACCGCGCCCCGGGUCAACCAGGCCCGGGCAUGGCUGCUCGGGUACGGCGGGCUCCUGCCUUGGCGGGCGGCCGCGGGCUCGGCCGGGGGCGGCUGGCGCCCGGUUCUGAAGACACCCAAGGGCACCCGCGAUCACCCCCCGGCGCACACGGCGCUCCGUGACCGGCUGCUCGCCGCCGUGGUGACCUGCUUCAAGCGGCACGGCGCGGCCGCCAUCGACACCCCCGUGCUGGAGCUGCGGGAGACGCUGAUGGGGAAGUACGGGGAGGAGGCAAAGCUCAUCUAUGAGCUGCAGGACCAGGGAGGGGAGCUGCUGGCCCUGCGCUACGACCUGACUGUGCCCUUCGCUCGCUAUCUGGCGAUGAACAAGAUCACCAACAUGAAGCGCUACCAUAUCGCCAAGGUCUACAGGAGAGACAACCCAGCCACCACCCGGGGCCGCUACCGGGAGUUCUACCAGUGCGACUUUGACAUUGCCGGGCAGUUCGACCCCAUGAUUCCUGAUGCCGAGUGCCUGAAGAUUGUGCAUGAGAUCCUGAGUGACCUGCAGCUCGGGGACUUCCUCAUCAAGGUCAAUGACAGGAGGAUUUUGAAUGGGAUUUUUGCUGUCUGUGGCAUCCCAGAGAGCAAGUUCAUAACAACGUGUUGUACUGUGGACAAGCUGGACAAGGUGCCAUGGGAAGAAGUGAGGCGUGAGAUGGUGGGAGAGAAGGGGCUCUCCCCUGAGGCUGCGGAUCGCAUCGGGGAGUACGUUCAGCUUCAUGGUGGCCUGGAGCUGAUCGAGCGGCUGCUCCAGGACCCAAAGCUGUCCCAGAACAAGCUGGCCAAGGAGGGGCUGGGGGACAUGAAGCUGCUCUUUGAGUACCUGACCCUGUUUGGCAUCACAGGGAAGAUCUCGUUCGACCUGAGCCUGGCGCGGGGCCUGGACUAUUACACGGGGGUGAUCUUUGAGGCGGUGCUGCUGCAGCAGGAGAACGAGCACGUGGAGGAGCCUGUGAGCGUCGGGAGCGUGGCUGGAGGUGGCCGCUACGAUGGGCUGGUGGGGAUGUUCGAUCCCAAGGGACGGAGGGUGCCCUGCGUGGGGGUCAGCAUUGGGAUCGAGCGGAUCUUCUCCAUCCUGGAGCACAGAAUGAAGGCUUCUGGGGAGAAGGUUCGAACAACGGAGACACAAGUGCUGGUGGCUACACCUCACAAACACCUACUUGCUGCAAGACUGAAGCUCAUCUCCGAGCUGUGGGGUGCAGGGAUCAAGGCAGAGAUGCUGUACAAGAAGGAUCCUAAACUGCUGAAGCAGCUGCAGUAUUGUGAGGACACAGGAAUCCCCCUUGCUGCCAUUGUAGGGGAGCAGGAGCUGACAGAUGGAGUCGUCAAGCUGCGAGAUGUUGCAACAAGGGUGGAGGUUGAUAUCCCAAGAGAAAAGCUUGUUGAUGAGAUCAGAAGAAGGCUGGAGCCUUAGGACUCUUCAGGUCAGAGCUACUUGCCUGAGCUGCUGUACAGCUGGAACCCUCAGCACCCUUAGCACUUACUCCCUGCUGGUGACUGGUCAAUAUUUACCAUCCUAAGCCUC